This is a messenger RNA of Oncorhynchus kisutch (coho salmon), 4403 nucleotides long. RefSeq names its product autophagy-related protein 13-like. Gene Ontology annotation, cellular component: phagophore assembly site; Atg1/ULK1 kinase complex; cytosol. NCBI's taxonomy places the organism in Eukaryota, Metazoa, Chordata, Actinopteri, Salmoniformes, Salmonidae. Gene Ontology annotation, biological process: mitophagy; piecemeal microautophagy of the nucleus; protein localization to phagophore assembly site. The coding region runs from base 351 to 1793 and encodes 480 amino acids. The transcript has 16 exons. The record is from RefSeq and is a predicted model, not a curated record.
UUCUGCGCAUGUCACUUUUCUGAUAUCUAGCAAAAAUAUGUGAGACGCAGUUUCGAGUUUAAAACAAACAAAUUAACGUAAUUAUUGUUUUCAAAACAACUUGUCCUGUGUUUUUAUUGAUAUUAAAACACUGAAAUGACGAUAGAUGGGAUUUUGCACAUUUUAUAGACCACAGCGUUGGAGAUGAAAGUGCUUCUCAAAAUACAACUCUUUCGAGACACGUCAUACCCCCAAAGAAAAUAAACAAGAAAUGGGCCAGGUGGUCAAGGCUGGUGUCCAAAUAACAUAAUGCGACGGUGUAACUUAGCCAAUAUAAGAAUAUAUAUCAUUUAGAUCAUAUAGGGCAUUCCAUGAUGGACAGUGAUCUAAGUCCUCAGGAUAAAAAAGACUUGGACAAGUUCAUAAAGUUUUUCGCUUUGAAGACAGUACAGGUGAUAGUCCAAGCUCGACUUGGGGAAAAAGUAUGCACACGCUCCUUGUCUUCACCUACUGGCUCUGAUUGGUUCAACCUGGCAAUCAAAGAUAUCCCAGAAGUUACACAUGAGUCAAAGAAAGCUCUGGCCGGGCAGCUUCCUGGCAUCGAACGGUCCAUGUGUGUUGAGAUCUCCCUCAAAACCUCAGAGGGAGACUCGAUGGAAUUGGAGACAUGGUGUCUCGAAAUGAACGAGAAGUGUGACAAAGAUAUUAAAGUGUCCUACACUGUCUAUAACCGCAUGUCAUUACUGCUCAAGUCACUACUGGCUAUCACAAGGGUAACCCCAGCCUACAAACUCUCACGAAAGCAAGGGCACGACUAUGUCAUACUGUACAGGAUAUAUUUUGGAGAGGUUCAACUUACAGGAUUGGGAGAAGGGUUCCAGACAGUGCGUGUAGGAGUUGUGGGAACUCCUAUUGGAACCAUCACCUUAUCUUGUGCUUACAGGACAAACCUGGCCUUCAUGUCCACCAGGCAGUUUGAGAGGACGGCUCCGAUUAUGGGCAUAAUCAUUGACCACUUCGUUGAGCGCCCCUUUGGCAACGUGGGACACAUGCAUCCAUGUAACUACAGAGCACCCGGAGAAGAUGAAGGAGCAUACAAUGGGGUGGAGGAUUCUCAGGAAGUGUGCACCACGUCCUUCUCCACUUCUCCACCCUCACAAAUGGGAGUUCCAGGGAAGGAGGGCGGCGUACCCCAGCAGGUCCCUGUGCAGCCUUGUCAUGGAGCCCAGGCAGAGCAUCGACGAGUGUCCUCAUGCCCCCCUGCUGAUCAUGUUCCCGCCACGCCCUCCAGCAGUGGUGAGGACGCAGAGACCUCGUCGAGGAGCGUUGGGGUGAAGAGUGGCUCUCCCUGUGGUGUACUGGAGACCACCUUCACCAGGAAAGUGGGUGCCUUUGUCAACAAGCCAGGCACACAGGUAACCACAGCAAGCCUGGACUUACCAUUUGCAGCGUUUGCUCCCAGAGCCUAUGACCUCGAGGAAAAUGACCCUAUGGUUCAGCCGCCGGAGUCCUCAGCCACGUCCUCUCCCCUGCAGGGCAGUUUGCACUCCCAAGGCUCUGGUGAGAGUGGAGGCCCGGCACAGGACGACUUUGUUAUGGUGGACUUUAAGCCUGCGUUCUCCAAGGAUGACCUCCUUCCCAUGGACCUUGGCACAUUCUACAGAGAGUUCCAGAACCCCCCACAGCUCACCAGCCUCACUAUUGAUGUCAGUUCUCAGUCCAUGGCAGAAGACCUGGACUCUCUUCCUGAAAAACUGGCAGUAUACGAGAAGAACAUCGAUGAAUUUGAUGCAUUUGUGGACACAUUGCAGUAGGGAUAGAAAUGGAUCCACUGUCUGCAAUGACAAAUGAUCCCAUUUAGUCCAUCUGCAAGGUCCUGUUGUCUUUCAAGCUGGUUUGCAUUCAGCCUGUGUAUGCCUGUUCUUUCUUCUCGUAGUUUAAAUUCCAUAUUGAUUUGUAUUCCGAAUGUUUCUCUUCAAACCUCACUGGAUGAUGUAUUGUAGAGUAAGAGAGCCUGUACCCAACAACCGAAGACAUCUUUAAAAAAAGAAAAAAAGUUGCACCGUUUCUUUUCUGAAGUGAAUAACUGCAACAUUUGCUCUAGUGUUGAGCAGACUGUGUCAUAAUGUAAAUACCAGAUCCCCUCUCACCUUGCUGUUAUAGAGCUUAACACGUAAUAAUUAAGACGUUCAGUUCAUCAAAGCUGUUGUCUAAAGGUCAGGAGGCAUUGUAUUAUUGCUGUCCCGUGUGACACUGAGAACGCUCAUAGCAACUAUGGAGCCAGGCGUGGCCAUGUUUUAGUAGAUGGGAAGAAGCCAAGCUAUGUAUGGAAAUUGAUCAAUAGUAGUGAAUCUAUAUCCAAGAAACGGCAAACAUGCUGUGUAGCUGAAUCUGUAUGUUGAAAGAGAAGUUCCUGUGGUUGUUUUUUUGUAAAUGGGGAGAAGAGUUGUCUUCUGCUUUCCUUCUCUAGAUUACCAACUUUAGGCCACACAUCACUGUGUCUCACUACAAAUGAUGUACAGUCACUGCUCACCUCUGAAUCACCAUAUAAAGCAAGCUUCCCUUUUCCCUAUCUGUAAAGAGGGUAAACAUUAUUUGCACUUUCAAUGUAUCAAUCUUAAGUCAUCUUGAUUUCCCCCAACGCUUUAAUAUACAGUAGCAUGGUCAUGUGUAAUACAUUUGAUCUCAAAUGGCCUAUUUUGUAUUAUGGGAAAGGAAUAAGCCAGAGGCCCUAUAUAUUUCUGAUUGUGGUCGUUUGUGAUUUAUACCAGCACAACACGAGGGAUCGUAUUCGUCGUCCUUCUUGAAGCUUUUAAAACACAAUAUAGCAUCAAUACUCUUGUCACAUGAGUACGCCCCUCCACACAUCUGAAUAAAUCAAAUGAAGGCACUUUUAACCACCUUUUAUUUAUACUUUAUAUUCAUAACAUAUAAAAAAUGAUUGCGGUAAAAUACUCAACGAGAAAUUUCAUUUUCACUAGCAACCAGGAAAUACUAUUAUUUGACAAUACAGAUAUACAAUACAAUAAAGGUGAACAAACGGGCACAAUUUUUUUAACGAGAUAUGACGAGUUGGUUCCUCGCCUGUUUGUUUCCUUAAGGCACACAGACGCAAAAUGGGGUUGUAAAGGUUCUACUAAGCCACUGAUCCGCAUGUCAAUGCAAUUGUUUAAUUGACAUGACCAGGAAGUUUUCAUACACUGUAAACAAAUUAAUUUUAAUAAUAGACAACACAUCAAAGCACAACAGAACUCUUACUUAUUCGGUCUUAACAUUAGCACGGUUCUCAUUCAGGAUAUGUUCAUUACAAAGUCAUUCAGGAUUACAAAGCACAGGAGCUGUACCCCCAAAAGUUUGGCCAUUGCAAAUGGAAAAAAUGUUAAGGUAAACAAUUAUCUAAAUGGAACCAUCUUAGUGUUCUCCAAUGCAACCAUAAUUCUUUGGUUGAGUUGAAUUUAGUAUUGAACAAAAUGCAACGGACAUCAAUAAAAUGAGCAAAAUAAGGCAGAGAAACAGCUCGCCUAACAGUCAACAUACAGUAAACAAAUGAAAUACAGCAGAGCCUGAAAGCCCCUGGGUCUGUAAGUACACAGCAUUUCAGUCUAUCCAUGAUUAGAAGCCCUUCUAAUACCCCUUACUGACUUUAAGGCUACAGAAAGAUAUUUUGCCAGCAGUGACACUAGCCAUCAGUCUUUACAGAGGGAUGUUGAUGUUCAAGGAAUAGCUGCUGUAAGUAGAGUAAUAAUACACAAAUGAAAGUAGAAUAUGUGUCAUGAAAAGACUGUCCUGCAUUGAGUAAGCUAAUCAGGCUUAACAUGAAAUGUAGAAGUUACAUGAUUAAGAAUAGUUUAUUUUAUAGUUGACCUGUACAAAAUGAUCAAACGUAAUGCAGCAGAAAGGAACAAAGGCUUGCUGGAAAUGUUUAAAGGGGAUACCAGUAUGUUUUGUAAGAUGAGUAAACAUUUAAAAAGUAAGGCGAUAUGUGACCCCCCCCCCCCCCAAAACAAACGUAAAUACACAUGGUUUUAUUUAGCUAUAUACUCUGUAGCUUUACACAUAACCAUGAUUCUUAAACAAGUUGUGGCAAAAUAUAAACUCCCGAUAGAAUUUAGAGUACACUGCAGCGACCGAUCAUUUAUGAAAUUCGAAAAUGAUUUGUUCCAAUGUAAAUAGGACUUGACAUACCAAGUAAAUUAAUAUGAAAUAUAUCUUGCUCCCCAGAUACAAAACAUUGCAUAAAUGUUCUCUGAAAUCUGUACCAUCAAAAUAAAUAUUUGAUAUGAUUCAAACCAGAACAGAUGUGAACUGGUUUCGGUUAUUCCAAUUGUUUUAAAGUACCAAAUCAUGUACACUGUGUUGAACUUCUCCUGAGUGAUAAGAUAUCUGGCGGAGACAUUAAAGCCUCCUUCAUACCGGACUUCUAA